CAAAUCUGACAGUGAAUGCUUCUCUUUGAGGACCGUGCAGAAAUGUCUCCCUUUGAAAAUAAAGGACUAAUACUGGGCGUAAUGGCAGGGACUGCUGGAUUAAGCCUGGUGCUGAUUUGGUACCGCAAGAUCCGAAAGCCUGGUGCAGCUCUGCAUAUGCAUGCGUUCCAGGAUAUUAAUUCUGUGGGCUUGCAAAAUGAGGCUCCUAAUGAGCAAGGAGCAGUAAUGGUUUUACAUGGAAGGCAACUGCAGAUACUAGAAAAAUUGAAUGGCCUGCUACUAAGCGUGGACGAACUGAAGAGAGAGGUGGAAUUUCUGAAAGAAGCUAUUCCAAAGCUUGAAGGGCUUGUUCGAAAUGAGCUUCAAGGAAAAGGUGAUGUUCAGAGAGUUAGCCCAUCACACAGAGCAGCAAGGCGGAGAAAAGCAGAAACAGCUUCUGGUGCAAGAGAAACUACCAGCUCUGAAGAGGCAGAAAGUGAAGGAGGUUACCUUACUGCUCAUACUGAUUCUGAAGGAGACUCCGAGGAAGAAAAGAGAUGUAUGAAAUCACCUGAUGCCGUGGUGAAAUCAGAAGAAGAUGAAGACUUAUUUAAUUUUUUACAGCAGGUGGACAAUUUGCACAAGGGUUCAGAGGAUGAUAAAAAGGAGGGCUUCAGACUGCUGCUUGAGAAAGAUGACAAGUAUGAAAACUGUGUGGACUUUCUUUGGAGACUUGCACGUGCUUAUGGAGAUCUGUUUGAGAUGACUACUGAUGCUGAGGAGAAGAGGAAAUAUGUAACUGAUGGAAAGAUUAAAGCUGAAAAGGCUGUGCAGCUGGACGCUGGGAGUGCUGAGAGUCACCAGUGGUUUGCAAUUAUGUGUGGCUAUAUGUCUCAGUUUGAAAGUGUACAAAACAAAAUCAGGAAUGGUUAUCUCUUUAAGGAGCACCUAGACAAGGCAAUUGAACUUAAGCCUCAAGAUCCCUUUUUAUAUUACCUAAAUGGAAGAUGGUGCUAUUCAGUAGCUCAGUUGUCUUGGAUUGAAAAGAAAGUAGCUGCUGCUCUCUUUGGGACUCCACCAACUUCAACAGUAGAAGAAGCAUUGCAGAAUUUCCUCAAGGCAGAAGAAAUGCAUCCAGGAUAUUCCAAAUGCAAUUAUGUGUAUUUGGCAAAGUGCUAUAAAGAUCUUGGCCAGAAAAACAAUGCACUGAAGUACUGUGAUUCUGCACUGUCAAUUCUCUCAGUUACUAAUGAGGGCAGUUAAGGAGGCACAGUUCUUCAAGUCACAUCUGCUGGAAUAUAGUUCAUUGUAAGAGAUUACUAGAUUCUUCUUGAAGCCCAUUUUUGGUAUGUGGACAAAAAAUUUCUGCAAAUAUUUGAGAGACUGUAAGUUGUUUAAUAUCUCAAAUAUAAACCAAGUGAUGGCAAGAAGGUUCACUGUGUGAUCUCAUGUAGAAGCAAGUCCCAUGACUGACCUAUGACUGGAAACAUCUUACCAUCCUAGAGCAUGACAAGUUCAAACCUGAGCUUUGUCAGCCUAAGGGACCCCCUUUCAGUACAGCAGAUGUGGUAUGGAGAGAGAGAGGUGAUUCCUGAGAGGAAUUGGCCCCCUCCUACUUAAUUCUUUGAAGUUAAGGAAAAAGACCAUUAAAUAACUCUGUAACUUGACUGACAAUAAAUGCUGUGUGCGGAGCACUAACAUGUUUAUGUCAAGUGCUCCUGCUGGGAAGAAAGACCACUGCGUGCCUCACCAGCCGCUGCUCCUGGGUGGCCUAAUUUUUGGCCCAAGUUGUAGUAUGUACCAAUCAUUAAUUAAGUAAUCAUUGCUUAUGUUCAGUGUUUCUUCAAAUAUGUAUUGAUACAGAUAUGACAUUAACAAUGAUUUAAUUCUGCUUUAUUCUUUACUUACUGUUAAAAUAUACCUUCAGCUUGCCUACUACAGAACAUAGGCAGAACAAGACUGCUACAAAUUAUCUGUUUAAUAUCCCAUCACGUUUCUGAGGUAUCAGCAGACCUGAGAAGGAGAGGGAACCCUGAGGUGAGAGCAGGAAUUCAGAAGCAGUCUGAGGGAUAGAUGUAUGUAUUCUGGAAAGCAAGGUGAUGAUGAGAAUAAGAAUUACUGGUCUGUGAACAGAAGAGUGAGCAUCAAACGGGCCCCAAAAAUCUUUUGUCCAUCUGAAGAGGAGAAGUUGAUUUGACCACUCCAGUUUUGACUAAUUCUAUAGAUAUCACAGAUUUGUCUCCUUUGUCUUGUUUACUUGUGGUGUGUUUUGAGUUAAGUUUAGAAAAAAAGAAUCCAGAAAAAUAUGGUAUCAGGGCAGUAGUAUGUAAUUCAAUUUAAAAAAAAACCAACCAAGCACUCAGCACAGGGUAAAAAACCCAAGUGCACGCUGAAAGAAAUUACUGUGAAAUGGAGAUCUGCAACAUGAACUCUGCUGUUGCUGACUGUUACCUCAAAUCCCAUCUGAAUUUGAAUAUUACAUGUUGUUUUGGUUAUUGUGUUACAGAAAGACUGUUGCUGAUUUUUGGGAAAACGUGUUGGAAGUGAAGUGGUUUCCUUCACUUGGAGCUGUAUGUAGGAAUAACAUCUAGUGAGAUUAGUUUAAGAGAGGGAAGAGACUGUAAUAAGACUGAAGAGGCAUUGGGGAGACAGUAAUAAGCAGAUGCUAAUAAAGUGCCUGAAUUGAUUGCAGCCCUGUAGAAGAUGGGGUUCGUGGUCUGAAAAAAAAGCACAGGUCAGCAGCAGUCUGAGGAUUUCUUUCAGUUUGCCACAGCACAGGAUCUCAAGGUUGUCAGCAGUGUGGUAUUUUGUCACAGUCAUGUGAAACCCAUCAUUCCCAAGUGUAAUCACAGUUUCUCACAUGAGUUUUCUCUUUCUUCAAGCAGGGGAAUUCCUUUAUUGUUUUUAGAUGUUGGCUUCUACUGAGAAACAUGUAUUUGUAUAAAGGCAUAAAAUCAGGAGCAGACUGAGAGACAAAGUUGCUGGAAAGGUGCCACAAAGAGGAAAUGUAUAGUAUUUCAUGAUACAAAUCAUCUUGCAGAAAAAUAAUCAUAGACAGUGGUUUACUUUUUAUUGCUUCUGAGCAUCCACAGUUUCCAAUGACUUCUGGGAACCAGAGGUGCUUGGCAUCAGUGAAGUAGCCCAUAGCUCAUUUUAAUCCUCAGGUCAAAUUCUCAGCUGCUGUAACUCAGGACACUUCUUUGACCCUUUUUCUAGGAUUCAUUUCAUGUAGCAUUUUGAUUUAAGUGAUAUUAUUUUUGUCUUGAAUGUUAGAUCAAAGUACCCCUUCUGUGCACCCACUUCUGUUCUACCACUUACAGAAUAUGUUUUAAUUCAAGGGGUAAAGGGGCUUCCAAGCAUAGCUAAUUCUUGUUAAAGAAAAAAAAAUCAGCCUGUUUCAAACCUAUUGUGAAUCUUAAAAAGGAUACACAGAAAUUAUAAAAAAAGAAAAAAGUUCUUAUUGAGCGAGUCCUGUAAAUUUAGUUACAGGAGGAUUUUUUAAAACAUGACAGUUUUUUGAAAUAGUUUGGCACAUUUCUAACUUAUCAGUCUAUGCUUUUUUUUUUUUAAAGGAAAUAUGUUAGAUUUGGUUCAAAUUACAUCUGGAAAAACAAAUCUGAUAUUACAGUGCAGCUUAAGAGACCUUUCUCUAUCCUCUCUAAACAAAAACUUCCAAUGAAUCAUGCAAUCCUUCCUUGGCCAUAAAUACUGUCAUAUGGUGGAGUGGUACUUCACUGCUGGAGGUGCAUGGGACAUUAAAUUGUCCAGUUUUUCUCUGGUUGCUACCCAGGUGGAUAACCUCAGGGUCCUGGGAAACAUUUGCCCCUUCAGUAAAAGAGAUCCUAAUGUUCAGGGCUGCUGUGAGUUAUUGUAAAGUGCUUAACAGCUGCUCUGUUCAUCUAGUGAAUGUUGCAUUACCCUUACUGAGACUCAUUACUUUGUAGUGUGCUCAAAGCCUUGCUGAGUGUGACUACAUGAAGGGUUGUUGAAACCAGAUGUGGUGGACUAUUGUGGUAGAACAAAAUUACUUUUUUAAAUUUGAAGACAAAAAUGUAAUUUAAUUUUGAAAGCACAAGUGUCUGUCUUGCGUAUAGAAAGACAAAACGAAUGUGUGUGUGUUUGGUUAAACACGUGGUCCUUUGCUUGUAAGGGGAAUAAGACACUAAUUUCUUGUUUAUAAUAAAGAUUGUUGGAAAUUUCAAGGCUGGAACUUGUAGAAUUUCAAGUCUCAAUGUAGGAUUAUAAAGUAUAAUAGUCAAGAAAUUAUUUUUUCUUGUAUCUGGAGAUGAGCAUGAGCAUGAGCAUGAGAGUGAACUCUGUGCUUGUUGGACCGGUAGGCUCACCACAAAGAAAGUAACAGCCUAGCAGAGAAAGAGAUUAAAAUUUCAAGGUUCUAGUCUCUAUUACAUGUUUUAUAAUGAAUCUGAAAAGCAGCAGUUGUGUUACAAAAAGUGUAGUCUUGGAAGAGAUGAAGGCAGCAAAGCGGGAAAAAUGCGAAGGAAAUCUAUUUGCACUGAGUUGCUGAAAGUUGUACUUAAAAUGCAGAUAAAAACUUCCCUAAAGCUGAGAAUGUAUUUUACAAAAUUGUUGGUGAUUUUGUGCACUUCUUCCCAGUAAUUAGAAAUUAUGGCAGUUCAGAGUUGAAAUUAACAAGUGAGAGAAAUUUAGAUAUUACAGAAAUUGAUGAUUAUGGCAUUCACUUCUUACAGGUGUAGAAUGGGAGGAAGCAGAGACUUGUUAAAGACUCUGCUUCAGCCUCAGUGACAUCUGUGGAGGAGUUGAUAAAUGUAGUAAUAGGCAGCAACAAUGGCUGAAGGUUUACACAAGAAUGCAGCUGCUGAGAAGAAAUCAUGCUCAUACAAUUUCCUUACACUUUUUUUACAUCACCAUAAUUAUCUCCCUGGCUAUUAAUUUCAUUUUUAAUAUCGUCUGUAAGGAAAAAAGUGGGAGUUGCAGAGGGAUGGGAGAGAGGUCAGCUAUAUACUUCAGCACCCAUCAGCUGUUCUAUUACAACAGACCAUUUGUGUAUCUGGAUUUUUCAAGAUUUUCCAAGAAAUACCUACUCCAGCCAGCAUAGAUUGGUCGUAUGAGCAGACCUUGUUGUGAUAUUUCCAACAGAUCUCAUUUGAAGCUGCUAUGGUAAUCUGCCCUUCUAAGUAGGAUUUUGAGGAGAAAAAAGUAAUUUACUCUUGCUUUUAAAGUGAAGGUUACAAAUUACGACCUGUUUUUGAAAAAAACUACCAAUUGAAAGUGUGAAUAAUUUGGGCUAACCUUAUAAAAGUGUUUUUGUUUUCUCAUCGACCAGAAUAUUUUCUUUUCACAACAUCUUCAGCUCAAUAAAAAAUGUCGUUCUUUUCAGAGAAUAUUUGUUGCUUUAGAUUUUUUGCACAUCUGUCCUCCAAAAGGCCAGCAAAAUUUGAUGGUGUUUCAAUUGAAAAAUAAUGGAAGUGUUCAGAUUUGUGUUCAUUUUGAAUUCUAGGCUAUUGUUUUUCUGCUAGUACUGUUCGUGGAGUUGAACAAGAGCUUCCUAAUAGCUACCACAAACUCAAAGCUAAAAUGUUUUUUGAGUAUGCUUUAAAAAACUACUCCUUAAUUAGUGGGUUUGUAUACAAUGGAUCUGACUGCUUCAAGCUCAGAGAAUACACUUUUUAAAAAACGUUAUAAAGACAUCAGAUUUCAAACUAAAAUUCAAGGGGAAAACGAUACAUUUGUUAAAGAGCUGCUAAAAUAAUUUGAGACUGCCCAUAUUUUACAUUAUUUUGCACUUCAAAGAAUAGUCUAUUUUUAUCUUAGUGAUCAGACCAAUUUUCUAUCUGCAUGUUUUUGAAGUUCUUGAAAAAAGGUUUGUUUGUAUUGUGUACUUAUUUCUUCUUUCCCUCUGAAAAUGAUUCUGAAAAGUGAUGAAGAUAUUUUUUGUAGUGUCACGGUUUCAUACGUAAGGAUGAAGUCUAUCCUGAUAAAUACCAAGCUUAUUAUAUUUAUGAUUAAACUGACUAUCACACAGUAUUCGUUUCAACAUCCUAUCAAAGGUAACACAGUUUUAGCAUAGUUCUUAGUCCAGCAAGACUGGUCAGCAGCCAGUUCCCCAAAGUGUGGAGUGUGUCUCCUCUGCUGGCAUUCUGAUGAUGCAGGGGCAGAGUGGGAGCAGUAUUCACAGAGGCAGUGGUACACUGCAGGAUUACAAAAAUGGAUUUGCAAAAACCUAUUUUGAAUUUUCGUAGAGUAGUCAGACUUCUGGGAUUUUGAAAUAUAUUGUCUUGGAGGCAAUAUACAGGGUGAAGGAAAGCCUUGAUGGGCACCUUUGUGAGGAGGCUGUAACUGGGUGCAGUCGUGUUGCAGCAAUGUUUCAGCAAUGACUGCGCAGAAAGAAAAGCUUUAGGUCCCAACAUGGGAGAGGCAGCAGCCGGACAGAAAGAGGAGAAUGUCUUGAGCACCAAAAGCUCCACAUAAUGUACAAUAGUAAAAGAAAACCAGACCAUAGGUGAAAUUUAGUCUUUCAAGUUAGAAAAGAACCAGUGGAUUAAAAUUUUACAUGACUAUUCACUAUUCUAAAUUGUAUUCUGCUGUUUUGUAAUUUUUCAACAGUAGUCUUUGAAUGAGUUGAACUGUUUAUUCAUAUUCUUCUGGGUGUGAAAGGGUAUUUUUCCCUCUACUUGAAGUAAUAUCUGAAAAUGUGUAAUUAUUGUCAGCUGCAUAUUUUAAAGCUGUGCUUGCCUUUAUCCUAAAAGCCUUGAGAAGUUAUAGUUAAUCCCCAGAGGAAGGUAGUGAUAGUCUGAAAGAACAUAGAAUGCCCUAUCUUGUACAGACAGCAGUCAUACAGAAGGUGGCAUGUGGAUGAUUGCAUUGCUGUACUGCAGUAUCAAAGGAGAAUACUGAUGGUAUUAUACAAUUGUUAGUGCACACUACAGUCACGCCAUCUGUGAGUCUGUCAAAAAUCGAGAAGGGAUAUGAUAGCAUUUAGCUCUGUAUGAUUUAUACUGUCCACAAGAGCUAUUGCUCUCUAACAAUCCUUGUGCAUGUUUGGGAGUCUCUUCUGUUACAGUCCAGGAUUUCUCCUGGAGCUGUGAGGGAAUGAUACAGCUGUACCCAAAAGCAGGAGUGUCUCUCGGCACCUCAUUGCUGUUACUGCAUAUCAGAGUACAGCUUUGGACCACCCUUGCAGCCCAGCUCAUUUAAUAUACCAUGCUGCUCUGCUGACUUCAGUGAAACCCUACAGGAUGCAUGUCAGCUUGAGAUUUGGCAGUGGUUGCACACAAUUAUGUUUUCGUUGGCUGGUGUAACCAUUUUGGUUGUGGUCAUGGGGGUGUAUCAUUCUCCGUUGAUAGUUGGGACUUUGUCAACAAGUGCACACAUGUGCAGUGCCUGGGUUGAGUGUGUUAGUGCAUAAGGAAAUAAUUAGCAGAGAUGGAAGGUAAAAUCAUUAUCUUUCUGUCUUGGCUUUAAUUGCCAUUUAAUUUUUACAUGCACAUUUAUAUGUGUAACUAUCUGUGUAAAUGUAUCAGUAAAUUUUUUUAAGCAGAAAUGAACUGUCAAAAUGUGGACUACUUCCAGUUAAGCUAACAUUCCCUUUUUCCCACCAGCUCUCUCUUCCUUCUUGCUCUUGUUUUCAAUUCUCUCUCUCCCCUUGUUCAGUCCCUGGCCUCCCAGGUCUUUUUUUCCUGUGCAUAUCCCCUGCGAAUGUUGAAACACAAAAGUAAAGCAACAAAAUAGGAAUAAGGCAAAAUGCAGUCCCUGGCCCUGUAAUUUGAAUACCUUUUGUGUAGCAGUUUGCAGAACAUUUUGAACUCAUAUUCAACUCUGAAAAUGAUAUAAGGAGUGUUUAAUAAAUGUAAGCCUUGACAGUAGAAAGACAGGAUUGAAACUGGCUAUGUAUUCAGUCAGUGCUGAACUAAGCCUCAGGGUGAACAAAUGGGACUGACGCAAGUAUAUUGCGUUCCUCCUAUGACUUGCACCUCUCCUUCUGCUUGCCACACUCUAAAGGGAGAGCCUGCUGUCUGAAAAAAAAAAAGCAGCCGACCUUAUUGUUCAUUUUCAGAAAGCCACAGACCCAGAAAUCAGCAAGGAGGAGAGUUGGCCCAAGACAGGAUUUAUGGCUUUGUCUUUCCAUUAGCAGUCAAGCUUUGGGCAUUAAUGAGUUUUCACCCUUAAAACUGGAAACUGGUACACUGAACAGAGUUGUGGCUUCUCUCUCCUUUUAGCGUGACACACCUCUUGGUCUGGAAGGACUCUAUCCAAAGGUGACAUAAUAGUUCCCUUCACUGAUCACUCUCAGCUUUGUUUUUAAUGCCAUUACUGAUUUUUUUCAAUGCUUUUGCCAUAUCUGUUCUUAUUGACUGGAAGCUGCUGGCUCAAUUAAUGCAGCCCGUUAAGUAGUUUGCAACAAUAAUUCCUGCUUUUACUGCUGUAGUCCUGUUUAGAGCUGGCAAACCAAAGGUAGAAUGCUUUGCACGUUUGCAGUUUCUUCUCCAGACAGUUCUUAGAACAAUCAUGGGUUUGUUCCGUUCUUUUUCCUAAGCCCAGAGGAAGAUUCAGGGAAGAUUGCCCAAUAUUUUCUGGACCUUUGCAACUUGUAAAGAUCAUUGCCCAAUAUAAUCCUUUACUUCUUAAGAGAGAGACAAUUAUCCAAAACAAUUUGGAGAUAUAUUUUUAAAAUGCUGUAUCCUGCAAAAUGAGUAGAGAAUCCCAUCAACCCAUGAAAUGCUGAACACUCUUCAGAUAUGAGAAAACCUGCAUCUUUAUAAUUUUCAUCUUAGAAAAGUGUCAUAAGAGUACAACCACAUACAAUGAAACUUCUGCAUUUCUUAUUAGCAUGGGACAAUAUCUGGCUUUUUACUUUUUUUAUUUAAUGGAGUUUAGAAUAAUUUUCACAAGUUGACCACAGUCAGUACAGAAAAGAGUGUAUUUUCCCUGAAUUAAGGGAAAAUUUUGAGUUUUUCAAUUUUUGUUGAAAUCAACAGCGUGUUUCUCCAGACAGCCUGUAGUGACGUGGAGUUUAAGGGGUGCUCAGUCCUGUAUGACAUUUCCUUCUGUUAGAGUAUUUUGGCAAGAGCUUACUGGCUUUGCAGUGUGUGCCUUUUAAGGCCUCUGAUAAAUGAUUAGGCAGAUAGUUUAGCGUAUUGUUGCCAGUGGGAGUAAGGCAGUAACUCCAAGAGAAGUGUCCAGCUAAUGUAUUAAUGCCUUAAUCCAGACCAAUAAUAUAAUGUAGUUUGACAUGUCUGGCAUAUGGUUUCUAUCAUCUCAAUAUUCUUCUCUGUUCCUCCAUGACAUUAUAGACAGCUAACCAAAAUAAAGAGAAGCAGGAAUUUUUUCACCCAUAAAAUAUAUUCUAAAAUGUUCUGUAUUUUGUUCCAGCUCUUUGGUUGAUUGGGUAAUGAAGUGAUCCUGAAAUUUAGUGAUUACUUCACUGACUGUCUACAGUAUUUUCUUUCAGAAUAUCCUGUGGUAUUGUUAUUACUGGUCCCUGUCAUUAGAAAUACUUAGCAAAAUCUGUGAUGUGCAGGUACUUUUCACUUGCACUGUUCAGUAUCCAUGGGUGCAUGUGUUGGGUGUUUGGACCUUUACAAGCCUGCAGGUAUGAGGUGCUGACAUUUUAGAAAUGUGGUUUUAAACCAAAGUGCAUUUUGCAAGCUAGAAGUUCUGCAGCAGCAGCUAAAGGAAGCAGAGUAUAUCCAGGAGACUUUUAAAAAUAAGUAGAAUAAUGGAGUUUUUGUUCCGUGAUUACAUGCUUAUAUUCAUGUGCCCCUUUCCAAGCAGGUUAUACAUGGAAUAGCCAAAACAUAUGUCACUGCUUACCUGUGAGACAGUUUUAGGCCUGGGAUAGGUUUAAAUCCCCAUGCAAACUGUACACUUAACACAUUGGCCUAAGAGGAGCUUUUUCCUGCUGCCCUAGGAGUACAGUGUAGUGUUGGCUCUGAGCACAGCAGGUCACUUUUCUCUUGCUCCCACACUGGCCGCACUCUGCUGUGAGCCCAGUAGCAUAGGCAGAGCCCAGUCUGGAAGAUACUGAGGGUGCAGUCAGCCCAUGGUGGCUAUUACAGGUAGGUCUGGCUGUAUGCACUGAAACCACAAUCUAACCUAUGUCAUGAAUUACAUUUCCCAAUGUUUUCUUCUUAGUUGCCUAAUAAAUCAUUAGCAAACAUCACAGAAUGUGAUAGAAAUGUGCAUAGAAAAA
This is a messenger RNA of Corvus hawaiiensis (hawaiian crow), 10150 nucleotides long. RefSeq names its product regulator of microtubule dynamics 2 (gene RMDN2). The record is from RefSeq and is a predicted model, not a curated record. Bases 16 to 1242 code for a protein of 408 amino acids. The transcript has 11 exons. Gene Ontology annotation, molecular function: microtubule binding. NCBI's taxonomy places the organism in Eukaryota, Metazoa, Chordata, Aves, Passeriformes, Corvidae. Gene Ontology annotation, cellular component: spindle microtubule; cytoplasm; mitotic spindle pole.